GCAAGUUUCAAAAAGCCCCAAGUUUACGUACUCAGCUGCAGCACCUAAAAACCAGUUCAGAUCUCCAUUUCCUCCUAGUUAUCCCUUCAAACAACACAAAAAGGCUAUACUGCAAAGAAACACACAAAAGAGAGAAUGGCAGAGACUGCUGUGUUCAAUCUAUUAGCCAACUUUUCACUCUUCUUUCAGCGAGAGGUGAAUUUGUUGAGCGGGGUUCGGGAAGAGAUUGAGUACAUUAGGGAUGAAUUCGAGCGCAUGAUGGCUUUCCUCAGAGUUGCUGACUCUAUGGAAGAAAAUGACUUGGAACUCAAAGUUUGGGUCAAACAAGUUCGAGAUGCUGCAUACGACACUGAAGAUGUUCUUGACAAAUUCAAGCUUAACUUCGCACACAAUUAUGGCACCGGAUUCCGUGGUUUUGUUCGUAAGAUUUCUUUCUCCAUCAAGACUUUAAAAGCUCGCUACCAAAUUGCUUAUGAAGUGCAAAGAAUUAAGAACAGGGUCAUCAAUAUUUCCAUGGGACAUCAGAGGUACCAUGAUAGAUAUGGUAUACUGGAGCUAGGCUCAAGGUCCAUUGGUGAUAACAACGCAUGGUACGAUUGUCGUGGAGAUGCGCUUCUACAUGAAGAAGCUGAGCUUGUGGGCAUCGAGAAGCCCAAAACAAAACUGAUUGGGUGGUUGGUGGAGGGAGAUCCUAGACUCAAAGUGAUUUCAGUAGUGGGAAUGGGAGGAUUGGGCAAAACCACUGUCGUUAAAAAGGUCUAUGAUGAUGCAGCAAUAAAGAAGCAUUUCCAGAUUCGGGCUUGGAUCACAGUUUCAGAAUCAUUCAAGAUUGAAAAGCUCUUGAAAGACAUGAUUCACCAGCUCUUUAAAGAAGUCAAGCAACCUGUCCCACAAGGAGUGAAAACCAUGGAUUGGAACAGCCUAAAAGGAAUAAUAAAUGCCUUCCUACGGCAAAAGAGGUACGUGCUUGUUUUUGAUGAUGUAUGGAAUAUUCAAGCAUGGCAAGCUUUUAGAUAUACAUUCCCUGAGUGCAACUGUGGAAGCCGAGUAAUGCUCACAACAAGAAAUGCUGAUUUAGCCUUAUUCUCUAGUAGAGAAUAUAAUGGCUAUGUCUAUGAUCUCCAGCCCCUCUCUCCCCAAGAGUCCUGGGCCUUGUUUUGCAAAAAGACGUUUCAGGAGAACUAUUGCCCCUCACAUUUGGAAGGUCUUUUGACAAGCAUCUUGAGAAGAUGCGAGGGAUUGCCGCUUGCAAUAGUGGCUAUCAGUGGUCUUUUAUCGGUGAAGGACCAGAGCAGCGUAGCAGAGGUAGAUAAUGGAGAAAGGAAAUUAGUUCUUUCCCAAGAGUUGUCCCUCCAAAAUCUAACUUUUGUAAGGCUAUGGAUAGGUGACCUCUCUGAGGAUGAGGAAAAUCCCGAAGAAGAGAUCAACCUCUCAGCGAACCCUUCUUCUUAG
Molecule: messenger RNA, 1452 nt
Organism: Camellia sinensis
Lineage: Eukaryota; Viridiplantae; Streptophyta; Magnoliopsida; Ericales; Theaceae
Source: RefSeq, a predicted model, not a curated record